This is a messenger RNA of Mesorhabditis belari, 990 nucleotides long. Lineage: Eukaryota; Metazoa; Nematoda; Chromadorea; Rhabditida; Rhabditidae. The record is from the annotation of a GenBank genome assembly.
AUGGAGUUAGCUUUGUUAAAUGGCUUCAACCACCGUUCAGCCGAGCGCUCUUUGGCGAAAUGCAUUUCUCGAUCGAAAUGCUUGAAUAGCAAUCUCGUGUCUCGACCGAAAAGUGAGCCGUGUCUACCCGGUUGGAGUCACUCAAAACACUUUCAAGCUUGUUAUAUCAUCAUUUACGAUCUUGACUACGAGGAGGCGAAGAGCAAUUGUCAGAGUAUGGAGAGUAAAAUGGUUUAUGUUGAAGGGGAGACGAAAAAUCUCUUAUUGUUAUCAUUGAUUCGCAGCGAGCCGUCGAAAACGGGCAAUCUGCUACUUGGCGCUCAGAGAAUGAACAAUCGCUUCUACUGGGACAACGGUAGCGAGAUGAAUUACACGCAUUGGGGCUCACAAGAACCGAUCACCACAAACGGGAAUGAGAAUUGCGUCUUGUUGGUCACCGAUCGAAACGAAAUUCUUUCCUCAAAGUUCUCGCGAUGGAAAACGACACCCUGUAACGUGAAGCAAAAAUUCUCGAUUUGUGAAUCUAAAUGCUUGAAUAGCAAUCUCGUGUCUCGACCGAAAAGUGAGCCGUGUCUACCCGGUUGGAGUCACUCAAAACACUUUCAAGCUUGUUAUAUCAUCAUUUACGAUGUUGAUUACGACCUGGCGAAGCGUAUUUGUCAGUACAUGGACAGUAAAAUGGUUUAUGUUGAAGGGGAGACGAAAAAUCGUUUAUUAAUAUCAUUGAUUCGCAGCGAACAGUCGAAAACGUUCGCCUCGGGCAAUCUGCUACUUGGCGCUCAGAGAAUGAACAAUCGCUUCUACUGGGACAACGGUAGCGAGAUGAAUUACACGCAUUGGGGCUCACAAGAGCCGAUCACCACAAACGGGAAUGAGAAUUGCGUCUUGUUGGUCACCGAUCGAAACGAAAUUCUUUCCUCAAAGUUCUCGCGAUGGAAAACGACACCCUGUAACGUGAAGCAAAAAUUCUCGAUUUGUGAGUGGAAAUAU